GCAUACGUGUGUGUGUGUGUGUGUAUGUGUGAGUGCGAGUGUGUGCGUGUAUGAGUGCGAUUGAAAUUCUAUAGAGACUUUGUUUUUUUAAAUUACACACACACACUAGCUUCAUCGUCCAUCUGCCGUUUGGAGUAAGAUUAACAUUGUUUUUACCCAUCUGGAUUUUAAAAACGUUUUUGAUGACGAGUGUCACUGCCGCUGAUCAAUUCAACACCAUACAGGACAUAAAUAGUUCGAUUUAAAGAAUUUACCUUCAUCAGAGUGAUGGAUGUUUAGACCAAGUUAUGAGACUUAAUUUUAAAACCAGACCGGGUCCCUCCUGCCGGAGAUCUGCUGUUGUUCUGCCUCUGGGAACUCAUGAUCGUUGUUUAUUUGUGUUUCAGCAUCAGUUUGUUUGCAUGGAGCUGAACAUCUCUGAAUACACGCAUUGACUGUUCUUAGAAAGAGCUGAUCGAUCCAAUUAUGAAUCCGAUAGGAAUCUGUAAUUUGAAGAAGUGAUCUUAAAGCUGAGAACAAUCAAAGAAGGGCAGAAUGCUGAAGACCCUCACUAAAAAACUCAGAAGACACUCUCUAAAUGAGAUCCAUCCGUUUCAACUAAAGAUUUCCUACCAUGGCAGUGAGGAAGGGGGGGAGAGUGAAGACUCAGAAGGCGAAAACCAAGAGUUGGCACAGAUCGACAGAGAGCGCCGGCGGAAUUGUGCCUUGACUCCUCUAGCCACCAGUCAACAGCACAACCAGGGCAUUCUCUCUCCGGCUCACUUACGCCGUCUCCGUUUACUCCUGGACCCGACCCUGGACCGCCACAGUUCAGAAGAGGAGCUGGAGCGCAUCGCAGGAGCCCCGGGAGCAGAGGGGGGCCGGAAGUGGCACAGACAUGGAGACAUGAGCAGCGCCUCUAGUGACGAGGAGGUGAAGGACCUGUGUGGGCCGAACGAACCGUCGACCGGGGCCCGCUUGAGCGCCACAUCUCCCAGUCCUGUCCUCUUCAGCUCCUCUCCUCCUCGAGCGCUCAAGCCUUCACACACGCCGGCCCGCCUCCCUGUCCGGCCCAUCAUUCUCAGCCACUUUGAACAACCUUCCAUGCCUUACUGGCGCCACCGGCCCAAUUACACAGGAGAACCUGGUCGCCCCAGCCUAGACCUGGAGAAAAUGCAGCAGAAAAUGCUUCUAAAAAAGAACUGUGGAGGGAAAACGAGGACUAUCAAGAUUCGGAACCUGAGUGGCGGCCGUCACGCACCCCGAUACUCCUACGAUCCAUCCAUCUUCGCCUUCCGGCCUCUGAGCAGCGCUCCUCCCUGCAGUCCCCUGAUCCCCGCUGAGGAACCUCCGUGUGCAUGACUGGACCUUUGCAGAGACGAAACAUCACUUGUGGACCAAAAAUUCCCAACAUAAAGACAAUGUAUGUUU
Rhinichthys klamathensis goyatoka is the source of this 1410-nucleotide messenger RNA. RefSeq lists its product as uncharacterized. Lineage: Eukaryota; Metazoa; Chordata; Actinopteri; Cypriniformes; Leuciscidae. The transcript is spliced from 5 exons. The coding region runs from base 535 to 1341 and encodes 268 amino acids. The record is from RefSeq and is a predicted model, not a curated record.